Molecule: messenger RNA, 324 nt
Organism: Capronia epimyces CBS 606.96
Lineage: Eukaryota; Fungi; Ascomycota; Eurotiomycetes; Chaetothyriales; Herpotrichiellaceae
Exons: 1
Coding region: 1-324 (107 amino acids)
Source: RefSeq, a predicted model, not a curated record
AUGCAUCGAUCCCUUCACCUCCUUCUCCUCCUUGCUCUCGUCUACCUUGCGGCAGCCAUGCCAGUUGCAAACCCAGGGCCUAUCAUUGAGCCCAACACUCUUUACGUUCGACAGGACACCGAUCAUGUUCUAGUGGCACGAGAUCCCGCCGAGGAUCUCGAUCUCGCCAAACGGGCUCCUAUCCUUGGCUGGACUUGGUUCAACGGUGGCAAGAAGACCAAGAGAAGCCCUAUCCUUGGCUGGACCUGGUUCAACAGUGGCAAGAAGAUCAAGAGAAGCCCUAUCCUUGGCUGGACUUGGUUCAACAGUGGAAGAAAAGAGUAA